This is a messenger RNA of Pan troglodytes (chimpanzee), 9003 nucleotides long. RefSeq lists its product as uncharacterized. Lineage: Eukaryota; Metazoa; Chordata; Mammalia; Primates; Hominidae. The coding region runs from base 2426 to 3193 and encodes 255 amino acids. The transcript has 4 exons. The record is from RefSeq and is a predicted model, not a curated record.
GCUCACUACAACUUCUGCCUCCUGGGUUCAAGCGAUUCUCCUGCCUCAGCGUCCCGAGUAGCUCGGAUUAUAGGCAUGUGCCACCAUGGUUGGCUCCAUCUAUGAUUUCUUUCAGUAGUGUUUUGUAAUUUUCAUUGUAGAGGUCUUUUGAUUUCUUUGCUAGGUAUAUUCCUAAGUUUUGUUUUUUGUUGUUGUUGUUGUUUUUCGCAGCUAUUGUAAAAGGGGUUGAGUUCUUGAUGUGAUUCUCUGCUUGGUAGCUGCUGAUGUAUAGAAGAGCUACUGAUUUGUGUCCAUUAAUCUUGUAUCUGGAAACUUUGCUGAAUUCUUUUAUCAGUUCUAGGAGCUUUCUAGAGGAGUCCAUAGGGUUUUCUAGGUGAAAGAUCAUAUCGUCAGCAACCAGUGACAGUUUGACUUCCUCUUUACCAAUUUGGAUUUCCUCUAUUUCCUUCUUUUGUCUGAUUGCUCUGGCUAGGACUUCCAGUACUUUGUUGAAGAGGAGUGGUGAGAGUAGGCUCCUCGUCUUGUUCCAGUUCUCAAAGGGAAUGCUUUCACCGUUUCCCCAUUCAGUAUUAUGUUGGCUGUGGGUUUGUCAUAGAUGGCUUUUAUUACAUUAAGGUGUGUCCCUUGUAUGCCUAUUUUGCUGAGAGCUUUAAUCAUAAAGCAAUGCUAGAUUUUGUAAAAUGUUUUUUCUGCACCUGUUGAUAUAAUCAUAUUAUAUUUUUUUAAUUCUGUUUAUUUGGUGUAUCACAUUUAUUGACUUGCAUAUGUGAAACCACUCCUAUAUCAUUGGUAUAAAACCCACUUGAUCAUGGUGGAUUAUUUUUUGAUGUGUUGUCAGAUUCAGUUAGAUAGUAUUUUGUUAAGGAUUUUGGCAUCUGCGUUCAUCAAGGGUAUUGGUCUGUAGUUUUCGUUUUUUGGUUAUGUCCUUUCAUGGUUUUGGUAUUAGUGUGAUGCUGGCUUCAUAGAAUGAAUAAGGGAGGGUUUCUUCUUUCUCUGUCUUGUGGAAUAGUAUGAAAAGAUUGGUAUCAUUUCUUCUUUGAAUGAAAGAAGACAUUCUUUGAAUGUCUGGUAGAAUUCUGCUGUGAAUCUGUCUGGCCCUCGGCUUUUUUUGCUGGUAAUUUUAAAAUUACCAUUUCAAUCUUGCUGCUUGCUUUAUUGGUCUGCUUGGGGUAUCUAAUUCUUCCUGAUUUAAGCUAGGAGAGUUGUAUUUUUCCAGGAAUUUAUCCAACUCUUCUAGGUUUUGUAGUUUAUGUACCAAAAGGUGUUCAUAGUACCCUUGAAUAAUCUUUAAUAUUUCAGUGGUGUCAGUUGUAAUAUCCCCUGUUUCAUUUCUUAGUGAGGUUAUUUGGAUUUUCUCUCUUCUUUUCUUGGUUAAUCUUGCUAAUGGUCUAUCAAUUUUAUUUAUCUUUUCAAAUAACCAACUUUUUGUUUUAUUUAUGUUUUGUAUUUUUUGUUGUUGUUGUGUCAAUUUCAUUUAGUUCUGCUCUGAUCUUGGUUAUUUCCUGUGUUUGCUGGGAUUGGGUUUGGCUUGUUUUUGCUUCUCUAGUUCCCUGAGAUGUGAACUUAGAUUGUCUGUUUGUGCUCUUUCAGACUUUUUGACGUAGGUUUUUAGGACUACAAACUUUGCUCUUAGCAGUGCCUUUGCUGUAUCCCAGAGGUCUUGAUAGGUUGUGUCAUCCAGUUCAAAGAAAUUUUUUUCCUUUCCAUCUUGAUUUCAUUUUUCACCCAAUGCUCAUUCUGUGAGGAACAACCAAAUUGUUUUCCGCAGCAAGGGCAUCAUUUUCUAUUCCUAGCAGCCAGUUCAUGAGGGCUCCAACUUCACCUCGUUAGCAACAUUUAUUUUCUGUGUCAUUGUUAUGAAAGCCUUACUUGUGGAUGCAGAGUGGCAUGAAUGAAGUCAAUUAACAUGUUUAUUACCUCACAGAAUAGUUACCUUUUUGUGUGCAUGCGUGGGAUAAGAAAACUUAACUCUAUCCCCUGUGACUGAAUAGUGGCCAUUCCAGCUGCUCCAGGCUCCAGCAGAGGAAGACUGGGGUAGGUGGCCCCACCAGGGUUACCCUCAGGCCUGGCGCGCACGCAUUCCAGAGACCACCCAGACCAUGCUCCGCCGCUUGGGCGCCCAAGCUGCAGUCGCCCUCUGUGUGCAGGCAGCAGCUGCCUGGCAACCCCCGAGCCGGCUCGCGCUCCCAGCAUCACAGAAGCAGGGCCAGGUGUCCCAGUGGCUGCGGCCAAGCCAGGCAUUCUGCCCUGCGGCAGCAGCUGCACAGGAACGAGAACUGAGAACCUACUGCUCAACCCCACACGAGGUGACUGCCGAGUGCCCAUACAAACGGCUCCGAUCUCCCUCAGAUGGAGGAGUGGGCGGGAGGCACGGCCUGGGGGCCCUCAGGCUGGGCGCGCUGGCGAUAACAAGGCCGACCAGGCCAUGCACCUCCAGCCCGCCUGGGCAUCCAAGCUGCAGCCGCCUUCUGCGUGCAGGCAGCAGCCUCCAGGCAACUCCCGAGCCCGCCCGCACUCCCCACAUCUUGGAAGCAGGGCCAAAUGUCCCUGUGGCUGUGGCCAAGCCAGGCGGUCUGUCCUGCAGCAGCUGCACGGGGGCGGGAACCGGCCCUCAGCCCUAUCACCCGUGGCUGCAGAGAGCCCCUGGCUAGAGGUCUCAGCUCUGGCAGAGGAGGAGCCGGGCGGGGGCAGGGUCUGGCGGGCUCUCAGGCCAGGGGCACCCACGAUCCAGAGGCCGCCCAGGGCAUGCUCCACCACCUGGGCGCCCAGCUACAGGCGCCGGGCAACUCCCAAGCUGCCUGGCGCGCCCAGCCUCGCAGAACCGGGGCUAGAUAUCGCUGUGGCUGCGACCAAGCCAGGCGGUCUGCCCGGGGGCGGCUGCACCAGGGCAGGAACCGACCCUCAGCCCCAUCCCCGGUGGCUACAGACGGCCGCUGGGGCGGCCCCGAUCUCUCUUCGGAGGAGAAGAGGGGCGGGAGUCACGGCCAGGCGGGCCCUCAGGGAUCAUGGCCAAGUUGCAGUUUCCACCCUGCCCAUGGAAGACGAGGAGUCCAUGGAAGAUGAGGAGUCCAUUGAAGAUGAGGAGUCUGUUGAAGAUGAUUCCGUGGAGAGCAGGAUGGUGGUGACAUUGCUCAUAUCAGCUCUCGAGUCCACGGAUCAUGGCACAAGUUGCAGUUUCCACCCUGCCCAUUGAAGAUGAGGAGUCUGUUGAAGAUGAGGAGUCCUUGGAGAACAGGAUGGUGGUGACAUUCCUGUCAGCUCUCGACUCCACGAGUCUCUGUUUCACCCAAUCUGGAGUGCAAUGAUGGAGUUGUAGCUAACUGCAGCCUCAACCACCUGGGCUCAAGCAAUUCUCCCGCCUCAGCCUUCCAAGCAUCUGGGACUACAGGUGCACACCAUCCAUGCCCAGCUAAUUUUUGUAUUUUUUUUGUAGAGAUGGGAUCUUGUUAUGUUGCUGAGGCUGGUCUUGAACUCUGGGGCUAAAGCGAUCCUUUCACCACAACCUCUCAAGUAGCUGAAACUACAGAUGCAUACUACCAUGCCCAGCUAAUUUUUUCUUAUUUCUUUUUGUUGUUUAAUUGAGGGGGUCUGGCUGUGUUUCCCAGGCUGGUCCUGAAGUUUUGGCCUCAAGCGUUUCUCCUGCUUUGACCUCCUAAACUGUUGGGAUUAUGGUUGUGAGCCACGACCUCUGUGUCCAGCAAUCACAAGAGGUCUUUAUAAGUGAAAGAGGGAGGUAAGAGAGUCAGAAUUGAAGGAGAUUUGAUGAUGGAAGCACAGGUCACAGAGGGAGAUUCGAAUAUGCUUUGCUUCUGGCUUUGAAGAUGCAAUUAGGGGCCAUGAGCCAAAGAAUAGGGGUGGCUUUAGCAACUGGGAAAGGCAAGGGAACAUAUUCUCUCCAGAACCUCCAGAAGGGAUGCAGUCCUGCUGGCACCUUGACGUUAGCCUUAAUAGACCUAUUUUGGACUUCUGGCCCCCAGACCUGUUAGGUAGUAGAUUUGUGGUGUAUUAAGCCACUCAAUGUAGGGUAGUUUGUAACAGCAGCAAGAAGAAAUGAACAUGAGCCAGGGUUGGUGGCCCACACCUAUAAUUCCAGCUAUUUAGGAGGCUGAGGCAGGAUGGUUGCUUUGGCCCAGGGGUUCACAAUAAGUCUGGGAAACAAAAUGAUACCCUAUCUACAUGGAAAAAAAAAAUUAGCAGGUGUGGUGACAUGCACUUGUAGUCUUAGCUACUAGAGGCCCUGAGGCAGGAUGAUUUCUUGACUUAGGAGCUCCAGGUCUCAGUGCAUUGUGAUCGUUCCAUGGCACCCCAGCCUGAGUGACACAGCGAGAUUGUAUCUUAAAAAAAAAAAAGAAAAAAGAAAUGAGUGAGCAUGGCAGGAAUAGGGACAGGUAGCAAUAUUAAAUAGAGUGGUCAGGGUUGGCCUCCUAAGUGAAAAUUGAGCAAAGACUUGAAGGAGGGGAAGGAGCUGGCCAAGGUACUGAGGAAGAGCAUUGUAGGCAGAAACAACAGAAUAAAGAUGCUAAGAGGGAACUCUGUGGUGUGUCUGAAGCUCAGGAAAGAGGUCUGUGGAGUAGAGAGAGGGAGAGAAGUAGGGAAGGAGGCCAGGGAGUUGUUGGGCUCAGAUCAGUACAGAUUGUGUAAGCCCUGGGAGGCUAUUGCUGGGGCUUUGGCUUUUAUUCUGUCUGAGAUGGGAGAUGUGGAAGGGUUCUGAGCAGAGAGGUGACACAAACUGUCUACUGAUUUACAGCAUCCCAUGGCGGCUGAGUUGAGAAAGAUUGUGGAAAGAUUUGGGUAGAAGCAGGGAGGCCAAGCUGUGGCAACCUCCAACUGGGAGAUGAUAGUCGUUCUGACCAGGGCCCUGGCAAUGGUGAGAGAUGGUUGAUUCUUGUUGAAAUACUAAGUAAUUAAAAAAAAAACCACUGCUGCUUUUCCCAAUUAUAUGAAGUAUGCUAGAUUAAAGAAAUCUUAAGUCAGGCCAGGUGCAGUGGCUUAUGCCUGUAGCUUCAGCACUUUGGGAGGCAGAGAUGGGAGAAUUGUUUGAGUCCAGGAGUUUGAGACCACCCUGGGCAACAUAGCAAGACCUCCUGUCUAUGCAAAUAAAAAUUAAUAAAAUAUAAUUAUCCAGGCAUAGUGGUAUUUUCCUGUAGAACCUGUUACUCAGGUUGUUGAGGUGGGCAGAUCUCUUGAGGGCGGGAGUUUGAGGCCAGCUUGGGCAACAUAGCAAGGCUCCUCUUUCUACAAAAAAAAAAAAAAAAUUAGCUGGGUGUUGUGGUGCUCAUCUGUAGUCAUAGCUAUGGUGAGGCUGAGGCAGGAGGAUCCCCAGAGCCCAGGAGGUCACGGUUGCAGUUAGCUAUGAGUGCACCACUGCAUUGCAGCCAGAGUGACAGAGUGAGACCCGGUCUCAGAAUACAGAUACAAGUAAAGAAAUCUCAACUCAGAGCAGUCUGUUUGUCACUAUGCAGCCUUUGCAACCCCAUAGCUGCGCGAUUGGGUUUGUGUUGCUGGAGGUGAGGAGACCGUGCCCAGGUGUUGUUGCCUGUCUAAUCAGUUUAUUUUAAAAUAUAUUAGUGCAAUUUAUUUCAUCAUACUUUAUGGCCUCAUACCUGAGUGUUUUUUUGAAUUCUCCUUUGAAUAGCUUGUAACUAUUCAAACCUCUUAUUGGUUCUAUAAUUAAUUCUUUUUCUAAUUAGCUUUUUAAAAAUCAGAAUUGAUAUUAGACUACCUAAUCAGUUAUUAAUGAGGAGAUGAAAUUGAGUUGUUUGUAUACUUUAUCUAAGAUAGUGUUAUAUUGGCUAACUCAAAUCAAUAGUUCAGCAAAUGCAGAAUUAGAGCUUCUUCAGCGUGGAACUCUCGUGGUUCUUGAAGAUGUCAUUUCUUUUUUUUUUUUUUUUUUUUUUUUUUGAGACGGCAUCUUCCUCUGUCACCAGGCUGGAGUUCAGUGGCACAAUCUCGAUUCACAGCAACUUCUGCCUCCCGGGUUCAAGCAUUUCUCUUGCCUCAGCCUCUGAAGUAGCUGGGACUACAGGCACAUGUCACCAUGCCCGGCUAAGCUUUGUAUUUUCUGUAGAUACGGGGUUUCAGCAUGUUGGCCAGGCUGGUCUUGAACUCCUGACCUUGUGAUCCACUGGCCUUGGACUCCUAAAGUGCUGGGAUUACAGGUGUGAGCCACCGUGCCUGGCCUCUUUUUUCAGUCUUUAAUAAACUGCUGCCAUCAUUUCAGACCACUUGCUAUUUUAGGCACUUAGAAAUUUUUCACUGGAAUUCAUGUAAAGAAAGACCAUGGGUGUUUGUACUGGAUUUAGUAUUCAUCAUUCGACUGCAUGACUCACCCCUAGUGCCAUAAUUUUACUAAUGGAUUUUUCAGAUACUACUCAGCUGGCCACUGAACCUCACCAGCAACCCUCCCUCAACCAUUCAGUGGUCUUUUGUUCUUCUCUGUUCCUCCUGAAUGUUGAUUACUCUCAGAAGGUGAUAAAAACUUGGAUUUCUUUUUUUUUUCUUUCUAGAGACAGGGUCUUGUUCUGUCACCCAGGCUGCAGUGCGGUGGCAUGAUCAUGAUUCACUGCAGCCUGAAACCCCGGACUCAAACAGUCCUCCCACCUCAGCCUCCCAAGUAGCUGGGACUACAUACAUUUGCUCCUAUGCCCAGCUAACUUCUUUAUUUUUUAUUGUACAGACGGGAUCUCGCUGUGUUGCUCAGGAUGUUUUCAGACUCCUGGCCUCAAGUGAUCAUUCUGCCUCAGCUUCCCAAAGUGCUUGGAUUAUACGUAGGUGGAGCCACCUGUGUUCAAUGCCCAUUUUCUUUUUCUUUCUUUCUUUUGGAGACGGACUCUUGCUCUGUCACACAGGCUGGAAUGCAGUGGCGUGAUCUCAGCUGACUGCAACCUCCACCUCCCUGGUUCAAGCAACUCCCCUGCCUCAGCCUCCUGACUAGCUGGAAUUACAGGCCCAUGUCACCACUCUCAGCUAAUAUUUUUGUAUUUUUAGUAGAGACAGGGUUUCAGUAUGUUGGCCAGACUGGUCUCGAACUCCUGAAAUCAGGCAAUCCACCCACCUUGGCCUCCCAGUGUGCUGAGAUCAGAGGCGUGAGUCACCAUGCCACGCCCAGCCAUUUUUUAAAUAAUAACGUUAUUGAAAUAUGAUUAACAUAUCAUGCAAUUCAUUUAUCAAAGUACGCAAUUCAGGCCGGGCGCAGUGGCUAAUUCCUAUAACGCUAAGACUUUGGGCAGCUGAGGCAGGUGGAUCGCUUGAGUUCAGGAGUUUGCGACUAGCCUGGGCAACAUGGCAAAACAGCAUCUCUAGCAAAAAUACAAAAAUUAGCUGGGUGUGGUGGCUCAUGCCUGUAUUCCCAACUACUUGGGGACAUGAGACUGGAAGAUCACUUGAGCCCAGAAGCCAUAGGUUGCAGUGAGACCAGAUGGCACCACUGCACUACAGCAUGGGUGACAAAAGGAGACCCUGUCUCUAAAUAACUAAAGAAAAAAAGAAAGUAUACAAUUGAGUGGUUUUUAGAAUAUUCAAGGAGCUGUGCAUCCAUCACUACAGUCUUUCUUAGAAGUGAUUACCCACUUAUGAGUUACCCACUUAUGAGUGAGAAACCCUCACCUCUUAGCUGCUACCUCCUAUGUCCCCCAUGUUCAUAGGCAACCACUGAUUUAUUUUCUGUCAUUGUAGUUUUGCCUAGUCUGGACCUUUUAUAGAAAUAGAAUUGUACAAUGUCUGAUCUUUUGUAGUUUGCUUUUUUUUUCUCUUAGCAGAAUGUUUUCAAAUUUCUUUCAUGUUAUAGUAUGUAUCAGGAUUUCUUUCCUUUUAUAGCUGAGUAAUAGUUUAUGUUUAUCGACUCAUUAGUUGAUGGACAUUUGUGUUGUUUUUGCGUAUUCACCAUCAUGAGUCAGGCUGCUAUGAACUCUCGUACGUAAGUUUUAGUGUGAACAUAUAUUUUUAUUUCUCUUGGAUUUACACUCAGGAGUGAAAUUGUUGCAUUAUGUGAUUACUAUACAUUUAGUCUUUGGGGAACUGCCACGUUGUUUUUCAAAGUGGUUACACUGGUCAGGCACAGUGGCUCACACUUUUAAUCUCAGGUAUUUGAGAUGCUGAGUUCGGAGGAUUUUCUUAGCCCGGGAGUUCAGGACAAGCCUGGGCAACAUAGGGAAACAAUGUCUUGAUUUUUUAAAAAAAUCAAAUGCCAAGAAAACACUCAAAUUGAUUACACCAUUUUAUGUUCCCACCAGUAAUGUAUGUGAGUUCCAAUUAUUCCAAUUGUCACCAACAUUUUUUUUUUUUUGAGACAAAAUCUUGCUCUGUUGCCCAGGCUGGAGUGCAGUGACAUGAACAUGGCCAGUGCAGCUGUGACCUUCCAGGCACAAGUGAUCCUCUCACCUCAGCCUCCUAAGUAGCUGGGACUUACAGGUGCAUGCUAUCAUGUGCAGCUGAUUUUUACAGUUUUUGGUAGAAAUGGGGUUUUGUCAUGUAGCCCAGGUUUGUGUCAAACUCCUGAGCUCAAGUGAUCUGCCUGCUUCAGCUUCCAGAAGUGCUGAGAUUACAGGUGUGUGCCACCACACCCGACUGGUGUAACCACUUUGGAAAGCAGCCACUGAGCCUGGCCUUCACCAGUAUACCAAUAUUUGUUAAUAUCAUUUUAUUUUUUACAAUUUUUCAAUUUUUAAAAACUUAUUCUUUUACCUGUAUUAUUGAUUGUAAUAAACAACAAAUAAUUUUGUAGUAGAGUUGAGUCCCCCCAAAAAGUAUUUAUUGUUUAACUGAAGUAGUUUUUUUUUAAACCUGGAUAUAUAUUUUUUCAUUUUCACUUUAUUUUUGGUGUUUAUUUUAAAAAAUUAUUUAUAUGUAUUUUUAUUUUAAUAGGUGUUUGAGAAACAGGUGGUGUUUGGUUCCAUGAAUAAGUUCUUCAGUGUUGAUUUCUGAAAUGUAGUACCCCUCAUUACUCAUUAAAUUAUAUAUUAAGUCAUUAUAAAAUCAUUAAUAAACCAAGGACUUUAGUAAAAU